AUGGCGUCCGAGGAGCAAAAAUCCCGCCUCAGCGGGUACCAGUACAAGAACAUGAGCACCCUCGUCACCACCGCCGAGCGCUCCCGGUACCGCGAGCACGAGCCCACCGGCGAGGCAGAGUCGCUCGCCGGCCGCAUCGGCACCAAGGACAUGGGCACCCGCGCCUUCCGCGAGGACGUCGACGUCGCCGACAAGCGCAAGCGCGCAGACGAGAAGCGCGAGCGCCGCGACAAGCGCGACGACGCCGCCAACCCGGACAAGAAGAAGCGCGGCACCAUGCCCGGCGGCAUGCGCUACGGCGACGUCCUCGAGGCCACUCAGGACCUCGAAGGUCUCGACUACCGCCCUCGCACGGCCGAGACGCGCGCAGUGUACGAGCUCAUCCGGUCGCAAGUGCACUCGCUCCUCGGCGACACGCCCCCGGCCAUGGUGCGCUCGGCGGCCGACAUGAUCCUCGGCUACCUCAAGGACGACCAGCUGCGCGACCUCGACCGCAAGCGCGAGAUCGAGGCCCUCCUCUCGGCGCCCGUCGCCAAGGACGCGUUCAACCAGCUCGUCACGCUUGGCAAGAAGAUCACCGAAUACGGCGACGACGACGACAACAAGCCCAAGUCGGGCGACAACGACGACGAGGGCGCGCUCGACGCGAGCAAAAUCGACGACGACGUCGGCGUCGCCGUCGUCUUCGAGGAGGAGGAGGAGGACGACGACGACCAGGACGGCGAGGGCUUCGAGGUGCGCGACGACGACGACUCGGACGACGACGAGGACGAGCGCAUCGAGGGCCCGACCGGCACCGGGCCCGACGGCCUCGACACGGCCGACCUCGAGGGCGACGAGACGGUCCUCGUCGGCUCGGGCUCGGGCUCGGGCUCGCGCUCGGCGGCAGCGUCGUCGUCCAAGAAGCGCGCCGACGGCGUCGUGCCCGCGCGCGAGAUCGACGGCUUCUGGCUCCAGCGGCUGUUCGCGUCGCACUACGCCGACCCGGUCGCGGCGGCGCAAAAGACCGAGGCGGCCAUGGCGCUCCUCUCGAGCGAGGGCUCGGCGCGCGACGUCGAGAACGCCCUUAUGGACCUCACCGAGUACGACAAGUUCGAGCUCGUGAGCGCCCUCGUCACCAACCGCGACCGCGUCGUGUGGUGCACCAAGCUCGCGCGCUCGAGCGACGACGAGCGCAUGGACGUCGAGGUCGCCAUGCGCGAGAAGGGCGUCGGCUGGAUCCUCAAGGAGCUCCGAGGCGACUCGGCGUCGUCGAAGCGCGCCGACGGCGACGCCAUGGACGUCGACGCCAAGGUCGCCGCGUCGGGCCCGUCCAAGGGCACCCUCAAGCCGGGCGAGGCGGCGCCGCCGCCGCGCAAGACGGUCGACCUCGAGUCGAUGGCGUUCGCCCAGGGCGGCCGCCUCAUGUCGAACAAGAAGUGCAAGCUCCCCGAGGGCUCGUUCAAGCGCUCCAAGAAGGGCUACGAGGAGGUCCACGUCCCGGCGCCCAAGCCCGCACCGCUCAAGGACGGUGAGCUCGUGCCCGUGUCGAGCCUGCCCGAGUGGGCCCAGGCCGCGUUCAAGGGCAACCCGAACCUGAACCGCGUCCAGAGCCGCCUGUACCCUGUCGCGUUCGGCACCGACGAGCACAUCCUCCUCUGUGCCCCGACCGGCGCCGGCAAGACCAACGUCGCCAUGCUCACGGUCCUCAACGAGCUCGCCAAGCACCGCGACGAGCGCACGGGCGAGUUCGACUUCUCGGCGUUCAAGAUCGUCUACAUCGCGCCCAUGAAGGCGCUCGUCCAGGAGAUGGUCGGCAACUUCCGGUCGCGCCUUGCGCCGUACGGCGUCACGGUCAACGAGCUCACGGGCGACCGUCAGCUCACCAAGGAGCAGAUCUCGGAGACCCAGAUCAUCGUCACGACGCCCGAGAAGUGGGACGUCAUCACGCGCAAGAGCACCGACACGAGCUACACCAACCUCGUCUCGCUCAUCAUUAUCGACGAGAUCCACCUCCUGCACGACGAGCGCGGCCCGGUCCUCGAGGCCAUCGUCGCGCGCACGAUCCGCCGCAUGGAGCAGACGCACAACUACGUCCGCCUCGUCGGCCUGUCGGCGACGCUCCCCAACUUCAAGGACGUCGCGCGCUUCCUCCACGUCGACCCGGACCGCGGCCUGUUCUACUUCGACGCGUCGUACCGCCCGUGUCCGCUCAAGCAGGAGUUCAUCGGCGUCACCGAGAAGAAGGCCAUCAAGCGGUACCAGGUCACGAACGAGAUCUGCUACGAGAAGGUCCUCGAGCACGCCGGCAAGGACCAGAUCAUCAUCUUCGUCCACUCGCGCAAGGAGACGGCCAAGACGGCCAAGUUCCUCCGCGACGCCGCCGUCGACAACGAGACGAUCACCCAGUUCCUGCGCGCCGACCCGGCGACGCGCGAGAUCCUCACGUCCGAGGCCGAGUCGGUCCAGGACCCCAACCUCAAGGACCUCCUCCCGUUCGGCUUUGCGAUCCACCACGCCGGCAUGAACCGCGUCGACCGCACCCUCGUCGAGGACCUGUUCAACGACGGCCGGGUCCAGGUCCUCGUCUCGACCGCGACCCUCGCGUGGGGCGUCAACUUGCCGGCGCACGUCGUCAUCAUCAAGGGCACGCAGAUCUACAACCCGGAAAAGGGCCGCUGGGUCGAGCUCUCGUCGCAGGACGUCCUACAGAUGCUCGGUCGCGCCGGUCGCCCCCAGUACGACACGUUCGGCGAGGGCAUCAUCAUCACCAACCACUCGGAGCUCCAGUACUACCUGUCGAUGAUGAACCAGCAGCUCCCGAUCGAGUCGCAGUUCGUCGCCAAGCUCGCCGACAACCUCAAUGCCGAGAUCGUCCUCGGCACCGUCCGCAACCGUGACGAGGCCGUCCAGUGGCUCGGCUACACGUACCUGUACGUGCGCAUGCUCGGCUCGCCGUCGCUCUACAGCGUCGACCCGAGCUACGGCGAGGACGACCCGCUCCUCGAGCAGAAGCGCGCCGACAUCGUCCACACGGCCGCCGUAAUGCUCGAGAAGUCGGGCCUCAUCCGGUACGACCGCAAGUCGGGCGUCUUCCAGACCAACGAGCUCGGGCGCAUCUCGAGCGGCUUCUACGUCACGCACACGAGCAUGGGCGUGUACAACCAGCACCUCAAGGCGGCCGGCGGCUUUAUCGAGCUCUUCCGCAUCUUCUCGCUGUCCGAGGAGUUCAAGAACGUCCCAGUUCGCCCCGAGGAGAAGCUCGAGCUCGCCAAGCUCCUCGAGCGAGUGCCCAUCCCCGUCAAGGAGUCGGUCGACGACCCGUCGGCCAAGAUCAACGUCCUCCUCCAGGCCUACAUCUCGCAGCUCAAGCUCGACGGGUUCGCCCUCGUCGCCGACAUGGUCUACGUCACCCAGUCGGCCGGCCGUAUCCUGCGCGCCAUGUUCGAGAUCUGCCUCAAGCGAGGCUGGGCCGCCCUGACGCACAAGGCGCUCGCCCUGUGCCAGAUGGUCGAGAAGCGCAUGUGGACGACCAUGACGCCGCUGCGCCAGUUCAAGGGCGUGCCCCUCGACGUCGUCCGUCGUGCCGAGCGCAAGGAGUUCCCGUGGUUCCGGUACUUCGACCUCGAGCCGGCAGAGCUCGGCGAGCUCAUCGGCGAGCCCAAGGCCGGUCGCCUCGUUCACCGCCUCGUCCACCAGUUCCCCAAGCUCGAGCUGCAGGCGCACGUGCAGCCGAUCACGCGGUCGCUCCUCCGCAUCGAGCUCACGAUCACGCCCGACUUCCAGUGGGACGACAAGGUGCACGGCGGCGCCGAGGCGUUCUGGAUCCUCGUCGAGGACGUCGACGGCGAGAUGAUCCUGUUCCACGACCAGUUCAUCCUCCGGCAGCGGUACGCCGAGCAGGACCACUACGUCACGUUCACGGUCCCGAUGCUCGACCCGCUCCCGCCCAACUACUUCAUCUCGGUCGUGUCGGACCGGUGGAUGCACGCCGAGACGCGCCUCCCCCUGUCGUUCAAGCACCUCAUCCUCCCGGACAAGUUCCCGCCGCCGACGACCCUCCUCGACCUCCAGCCCCUGCCCGUGUCGGCCCUGCACAACAAGGAGUUCGAGGCCAUCUACGCCGACUCGAUCGACGCCUUCAACAAGAUCCAGACCCAGGUCUUCCAGGCGCUGUACACGACCGGCGACAACGUGUUCGUCGGCGCGCCGACGGGCUCGGGCAAGACGAUCUGCGCCGAGUUUGCGCUCCUGCGCCUGUGGUCGCAGGCCGAGCCGCAGCGCGCCGUGUGCCUCGAGCCGUUCCAGGACGUCGUCGACGCGCGCGUCGCCGAGUGGCGCGCCAAGUUCGGCCGGGUCCAGGGCGGCAAGGAGAUCCUCGCGCUCACGGGCGAGACGAGCCAGGACCUGCGCCUCCUCGAGAAGGCCGACGUCGUCGUGUGCACGCCGCAGCAGUGGGACCUCCUGUCGCGCCGGUGGAAGCAGCGCAAGAACGUCCAGUCGAUCGGCCUCGUCAUCGCCGACGAGCUGCAGCUCAUCGGCGGCGAGCUCGGUCCGACGUACGAGGUCGUCCUGUCGCGCACGCGGUACGUCGCGGCGCAGACCGAGAACCCGACCCGCAUCGUCGCGUUCGGCGUCUCGCUCGCCAACGCGCGCGACCUCGGCGAGUGGAUGGGCUGCACGGCGCAGACCAUCUUCAACUUUGGGCCGGGCGCCCGUCCGCUCCCGAUGGAGGUCCACCUGCAGUCGUUCAGCACGCCGCACUUUGCGUCGCUCAUGAUCCAGAUGGCCAAGCCGGCGUACCUCGCCAUCGCCGACUACGCCGACGAGCGCCCGGUCCUGUGCUUCGUCCCCUCGCGCAAGCAGUGUCGCGCGACGGCCGACGACAUCCUCACGUACUGCCUCGCCGACCAGGACGAGUCGAGGUUCCUCAACAUCGAGGCGAGCGAGCUCGCGCCGCACCUCGAGCACGUCCAGGACGCCGGCCUGCGCGCGACGCUCGAGCACGGCGUCGGCUUCUACCACGAGGCGCUGUCGAAGCAGGACCGCCGCAUCGUCGAGACGCUGUACUCGUCGGGCGCGAUCCAGGUCGUCGUCGCGAGCAAGGACACGGCGUGGAGCAUGCCCCUGACGGCCUACAUGGUCAUCAUCAUGGGCGUCCAGUCGUUCGAGGGCAAGGAGCACCGCUACGUCGACUACCCGUUCACCGACGUCCUGCAAAUGAUGGGCCGGGCAUGCCGACCGACCCACGACACGUCGUCGCGCUGCGUCCUCAUGUGCCAGCAGGUGCGCAAGGAGUUCUUCAAGAAGUUCCUCAACGAGGGCCUCCCGAUCGAGUCGCACCUGCACCUGUCGCUCCACGACCACUUCAACGCCGAGAUCGUCACCAAGACGAUCGAGAACAAGCAGGACGCCGUCGACUGGCUCACGUGGACGUGGAUGUACCGCCGCCUCGUCGCCAACCCCAACUUUUACAACAUGCAGGGCACGACGCACCGGCACCUGAGCGACCACCUGUCGGAGCUGGUCGAGACGACGCUCGCCGACCUGCAAAACUCGAAGGCGAUCACGGUCGAGGACGAGAUGGACGUGUCGGCGCUCAACCUGGGCAUGAUCGCCGCCUACUACAACAUCAACUACGUCACGGUCGACAUCUUCAGCAUGUCGCUCACCGAGAAGACCAAGCUCAAGGGCCUCCUCGAGAUCGUGUCGUCGGCGCAAGAGUUUGAGAACAUCCCGAUCCGCCACCACGAGGACCAGCUGUUGCGCAAGGUGUACGACCGCGUCCCGGUCAAGCUCGCCAACGUCGACUACGAGUCGCCCCACUUCAAGACGAACGUCCUCCUCCAGGCCCACUUCUCGCGCCUCAACCUCCCCGCCGACCUUGCCGCCGAUCAGGCCGUCAUCCUGUCGCGUGUGCUCAACCUCCUGUCGGCCGCCGUCGACGUCCUGUCGAGCAACGCCUACCUCAACGCCGUGGGCGCCAUGGAGUUGUCCCAGAUGGUCGUCCAGGCCCUCGAGGACACGGACCGCGACAAGCUCCUCCAGCUCGACGCGCGCGCCAUGCGCCGCGUCGCCGCGUUCGCCAACGCCUACCCUGCGCUCGAGAUCACGCACGAGGUCGAGGACGCCGAGGACGCGACGGCCGACUCGCCCAUCACGAUCAAGGUCCAGCUCGAGCGCGACGUCGAAGAGGACGAGGAGGUCGACACGACCGUCGUGGCACCGUUCUUCCCCAAGGGCACGCAAGAGCAAUGGUGGAUCGUCGUGAGCGACCCAACCAAGAAGGCGCUCUACUCGGUCAAGCGCAUCACGUGCGCAAGGAGGCUCGCCGUCAAGCUCGAGGUUUCCCUCCCGGCUGGCCGCCACGACAACCUCAAGCUCCUCGCCAUCUGCUCGUCGUACGUCGGCGCCGACCAGGAGCUCGACAUCGCGCCCAUCACGGUCGCCGAGGCGGCAGACUCGGACGAGGACGACUCGGACGACGCCAUGAGCGAGUGAGCGUCGAGGAGAGAGGGGACGCAGGAGCGGACCAUGUAGAAUCUCUUUUUUAUCGAGCUCCUCUGUAACAGCAGUGACUACAAGCAUCCUUC
Rhodotorula graminis WP1 is the source of this 6572-nucleotide messenger RNA. RefSeq lists its product as uncharacterized. Gene Ontology annotation, cellular component: nucleus. The record is from RefSeq and is a predicted model, not a curated record. The coding region runs from base 1 to 6480 and encodes 2159 amino acids. Gene Ontology annotation, molecular function: nucleic acid binding; ATP binding; ATP hydrolysis activity. NCBI's taxonomy places the organism in Eukaryota, Fungi, Basidiomycota, Microbotryomycetes, Sporidiobolales, Sporidiobolaceae. The transcript has 12 exons.